Molecule: messenger RNA, 2841 nt
Organism: Ceratotherium simum simum (southern white rhinoceros)
Lineage: Eukaryota; Metazoa; Chordata; Mammalia; Perissodactyla; Rhinocerotidae
Source: RefSeq, a predicted model, not a curated record
GGGGUGCCGGGCAGACUGCCAGGUCCCUGACUUCGAGUCCCGGGUGACCCCCCUUUUCUGCAGCCGCCAUGAACCGGCUUUGGAACAUCAGCCGUAUGGAGCCAUUCCAGGGUCCCCCGAAGUGGAUCCCCACUCUGGGCGAGCUGCAGAAGACCCUCCAGAAGGGCGAGUACAUGCCCCUUCGCCCGCUGCCCAUGUUCGAGAGUAACUUUGUCCAGGUGACCAGUCAAGGGGCGCCCGUGUACGUGCACCACAGAACCAACCGUCUGACCAUGGGUGUGGCCGCCUCCCUGCCAGGCCUGGUAUUGCCAGACCUCCUGCUGAUCGCUCAGCCCCCCGAGGGCAGGGAGUGCUCCAACCUCGUCCUCACCAGAAUGAUCCCGCUGGACCUGGCCCGCCUCUACAUCCACGACCUGCCCACCUGGCGCCUGAAGCUGCGCCUGGUCACAGGUCGCUACUACUACCUGGAGCUGAACGCCCCUGACAAGGAGGUCGGAUUCCUGUUCGACCGCUGGAUGCGCCUCAUCCACCUGCUCCAGGAGCCCACCACCACCUGGGCCCCCAGCAGCCUGCCACCCAUGGACCUGGCCCAUGCUGCACCUCCCGCCUCCACCUGGCGCCUCCAGGACCAGUCUCGCAGCAGACGUUCAGUCAUGAUCGUCGAGCCCACCUUUCCUUACAAGACACUGACAUCUCAGAAACAGAGGAAGGCCAAGACCCUCAAGCGCAAAUUCAAGUCUCAGGCCGUGGGCGACUCCGUGCCUCUCAUCUGGUCGCAGCUGGAGCAUGCUGACACUAGAAAGAAAUCCACAGAAAAAAAGUCCCAACUAGAUCUCUGCCGUGACAGAGCUCAGACAGAAAUCCAAGUUUCUGAGAAGCCCAGCAUCACCAUCCGGACCAUCUUCAGCAUUAUUUCCAACCACACACAGUCCUCUUCCAAGGGUUGCUUGUCUGCUCCUGAGGCGGCCGUGGUCCUGGGAGGUUUAGUUGAGUCCCCUUCACACUGUGUCUCAGAGGACAGCCCUGAUAGUCCCUUGGUGGACUCCCAUGACCACCUGGAUGUGCUGUGGCAGCAGGACAUCGACGCCCUGAUGGACCCUGAAUCCAGCACCUUGUCCUCUUCCUCCCUCUGCCCGGCCACCUACCCUCCCACCUUCUACCUCUCUGCCCCCUACUCCUCCUUCCCCAGGCACAAUGAAAAGGCCAGGCCUCCGGGCAACGUGCAGAGGCUGGGGCCUCCACCCUCCCAGAAGACACCAUCGGUCCCUGCCACCUCUUGGAAGGCUCCAUUCAUCCUUGACCGGUCCCAGAAGGUCUCGGCUGUACGUGCUCCAUCCCAAAAGAUCUCAACUGUACCUGGCCCAUCCCAGAAGGGCCCAGCUGUACCUCCUGCUCCCCGGAAGACUCCAGCUGUACCUGCUGUUCUCAAGAAGGCCCCAGCUGUACCUGCUGCUCCCAAGAAGGCCCCAGCCAUACCUGCUCCAUCUCAGAAGGCCCCACCUGCAUUUGCUGUUCCCCCGAAGGCAGUGUCCCUGCUUGUCCCAAACAGGAAACCUCAGUUCCAAUCUACUCCAUCCCAGAAGGCUCUGAUCCCACAUAGCCAACACCAAACGCCUUUGGACCCUGCUAAUCAUGGCAUGUUGCCCAUGGGAACUGAUGGAGGGCAUGUGCUUGAGAGAAGCAAGCCUGAAGGGAAGCCAGAGCCAGUGGUGUUGGUGGGCACCCAGGAGACGAACAUGGUAGAGCUGAAGACCCAGAAAACAUCCCUGGAGCUGCCCUUCGCCACCACCAAGAAGGAGUCGGAGGAAGUCCUGAUCAGCAAAGCCCAGGAGAUCACUCUGGACGGCUUGAAGGGCAAGGGCACGUUGGAGGGUCAGGUCCGAAGGAGAAAGGAGGAGAUAUCCCUGGAUAUGCCGGGCCUCAAAGCCAAGGAGGUGGGGCAGCAGAAGAAGUGGGUCAAGACCAAGGAGGUGGCCAUCAAGGGAGCCCCGCAGGAGCACAGCAGGCCUUUCCCUGUGGAAGGGCUCGCCCUUGCCCAGCUGAUGAUCUUAGCCAGCUCCAAGGAGCGGCCCUUGACACCAGCUGCGGUUGGCCUGCCCUCCUGGCUCCCGACCCCGCAGGUGUCUGCCGUGUCAGCGAUGGGCACGGCGCCCCUCAGCCACAGCCAGGUGUCUUUGCUGGCGGGGACACCAGUGGCCGUCAGGGAGCGGCCCCAGUCGGGUGCCUGGGCGAAAGGGAGCACGCGUCUGCCGGUGGAGGAGACCGCGCCUUGGGCAAAGGGGAGCGCGCCUCCGGGGGCAAAGGGGAGCACACCUCCAGGGGUGAAAGGGAUCGUGCCUCCAGGGGCGAAAGGGAGCGCUCAUCCGUGGGUGGAGGCGGAGGCGCAGGCGCAGGAGCUGCCUCAAGACCCAAGGGGGCCUUCCAAAGUGCCCCCACGCUCCAAGCGUGCCCCCAGCAGCCCGAAGAUGGACAGUGCCUUCCUGGCUCCCAUCCCUCUGCCCGCAUCAAGGUGGGAGGACAUACCCCAGUCGCCCAUCUCACUGAGCCCCAUCUCAAAGAUGGAAGCCAGGGUGUCCCAAGAGCCCCAGAGAGUAUCUCAAGAGCCUGCAAGGAUGCUGUACCAGUGCCCGGUGGCUACGACCGCGUUAUCCUCCGAGAUUCUCUUGCCCACACUCUUGAAACUUGAGAAUAUGAGGAACGUGGCCACCAAGGUGGAGAAGAUAAAGGAGGAACUGGGCGCCUUCAAUCCUUUGCACAGGUAUUUUGGGUGACAGCUAAUGUGUACGGUCAACUCUCUUAUCCGCAAGGUAGAGGGGAUCAUUCCCUCUUUUUUCACUAUGU